AGGAAAAUCAGAAUACAUACGAAAUUAAGUUACUGUUGAUAGAAAGAAAUUGAGAAUGUGGAGAGAGGGGGAGAGGGUGUCCCUCCUCUUUCAUUAUUAUGUCGUUUCUGCACCACAGGAAAUAAACAACUGUACAUAAGUCUUUCCCCCUUUGCGUCUGCUUCCAACUGACACUCCUACAUAUACACAUUGCAAUUAACAGUUACAUUUGGAAAAAAGAAGAAAGCAAAAGAAAGAAAUGAAAGAGCACCAAAAAGUAGUCCUAUUAAGUCUUUUUGCUUCAAAUCUUGAACUUUUGAUGAACCCCUUUUAAGUGCUUUCAAGUAAUUUUCUUCUUUUGCUCAAUCUGUGAGUUAAAAAAGACAGUUUUUAGGGUACUAAAAAAUGUCAGCUUUUGACACUGCUAUCGCUGACAUAGAGGCAAAUGGCAGUGGUGACAAUGCUAAUAUUCGCCGUCAUCGUCGCCGUCAACGGCGCCGGCGCCGGAGAAGGAGACCAUCUAUGGCAGGGAGCAGCGAGACGACUACUGAUGGUAGCUUCCGGUUCUCUGAUUCUGAUUCCGACCAGUCUUGGCACUCCCCUUUAGGCUCUGUGGCAGGUGGGUCCUACCGUUUCGAGGAAUGUGGGUCCUCUAUGAGGACUGAGGGCGAUUUGGUCAAUUGUGAGCAGAGCAAGAGAUCAGGGGCUUGUGGUUUAGUGGCUGAUGAAGAGAUUGAUUUGGAGAGUGGUGAAUUGGAGUUGAAGGUGCAUAAUAAAGAAGAGAAAAGUUGUAGAAUUUGUCAUUUGUGUUUGUUGAAAUGUGGUGGCAUUGGUGAUGAUGACCAACUCUUAGAACCCUCUGGAGGAAUGGCAAUUGAAUUGGGCUGUUCUUGCAAAGGUGAUUUGGCUGCUGCUCACAAGCACUGUGCUGAAACUUGGUUCAAAAUCAAGGGAAACACCAUUUGUGAAAUCUGUGGUGCGACAGCACUGAACGUUACUGGAGGGCAGGCAAAUGAAGCCACCAAUGCUACAAUAACCACCGUGGGAGUAUCAAAUGCACCUGUAGUCAUUUCUGAAACCCGAAGAUUCUGGCAUGGGCGACGCGUCAUAAAUUUCCUGCUUGCAUGCAUGAUUUUUGCCUUUGUCGUUUCAUGGCUUUUUCACUUCAAAAUAUUCCCCUGAAGUUUGUUUGAGAUCAUCCCGGCUGUACUUGUUUUGAUUGACAUCACUAACAACUCAACCCUGGGGGAUUUAUGAUGUAGAGGUAUAUUUGGGCUGAGGAAUUUUCAGCCGUUAUUAUAUCCAAGGGUUGGGGUAAGGCUGUGUACAUGUCACCCUCCCCAGACCCCACUUGUGAGAAUACACAGGGUCGUUGUUGUUGUUGUUGUUGUAGUUAUAUCCAAGGUAUGGAGGAUUUUGAUAAAUGUCAUGUGCUUCUCAAUAGCGUUCCUUCACGAUGAUUAUUUGAGAAAAUGACUUGUAACUGGGAAUGGAAGAUGACAAAGAGGAACAGUGACUUAUUUGUUCGCCAAACCCUUCACAAGGAAAGAAUUCUUACCAGCUAGGAGCGAACUCCAUAUCCAUGUUGAAAUCUCAUCUGUAUCCAUGUUCAAAAUUAAGCUGUGGUGAUGAUGCAGCGUAUUCUGUUAUAUUUCAGUAUUGCACUUUCUGUACAAAUAUUUCAUGGUGCUUAGUUGUGUGGUCAUGCUUCCUGUUCUAAGUGUGUUCCAAUCAAUGAACCUUGCUUCCGAAAUAUUUAGCCUGUGUC
Molecule: messenger RNA, 1747 nt
Organism: Nicotiana attenuata
Lineage: Eukaryota; Viridiplantae; Streptophyta; Magnoliopsida; Solanales; Solanaceae
Exons: 2
Coding region: 385-1161 (258 amino acids)
Molecular function (GO): zinc ion binding
Source: RefSeq, a predicted model, not a curated record